Molecule: messenger RNA, 2304 nt
Organism: Lycium barbarum (goji berry)
Lineage: Eukaryota; Viridiplantae; Streptophyta; Magnoliopsida; Solanales; Solanaceae
Product: protein DETOXIFICATION 40-like
Exons: 8
Coding region: 496-1995 (499 amino acids)
Biological process (GO): xenobiotic detoxification by transmembrane export across the plasma membrane
Cellular component (GO): membrane
Molecular function (GO): antiporter activity; xenobiotic transmembrane transporter activity
Source: RefSeq, a predicted model, not a curated record
UCCUUGAUUAUCCUGUUUUACUGUGUCGCUUGCAUUAUUUCAUUGCAAUAUCGUUUUAAAUCUUUUAACCUUAUCUGACCCCCUUUUUAUGCUUCUAUUGAGCCGAGGGUCUCUCGGAAACAGCCAUCCUACCUUGGUAGGAGUAAGGUCUGCGUACAUUAUACCCUCCCCAGACCCCAAGAUGUGGGAUUUCACUGGGUUGUUGUUGUUGUUGUUGAAGUUAGAAAAAAAGGUACUUACAUCUCAGAAAAGGAUUACUGCUAGUGACAAAUUUGCACAUGAGCUACCAUACUGAUCUACAUAUCAAGUACUGCAAAAGAUAAGUAUCUUUACAUAUUCCAUCUAACAACUCCAAUUAUGUAGUAAUUCCAUUCUUCACAAGAUGACAUACAUUAUUUACCUUUCAUUAUCUCACAUGAAACGUCAAGAUGACAACUUCAUCUAUUAUUUAUAUGCCUAGAAAUUACUUUCAUUUCAUUCUACUUGCUCAUUGGCAUGGGAAAAAACAGAGAGUCUGAAGCUGAGCAGCCCCUGUUGGCUGCUCAUGGGGCAAGCUCCGAGCUCGAGGAGGUGCUCUCCGACUCUCAAUUACCUUACUUUCAGCGCCUUAGGUCCGCCUUUUGGAUCGAAUUCCAGUUGCUUUUUCGACUUGCAGCACCUGCAGUGGCUGUAUACAUAAUCAAUAAUGCUAUGUCCAUGUCUACUCGAAUCUUUUCGGGACAACUUGGGAACCUUCAGCUUGCUGCAGCCUCUCUUGGCAACCAAGGCAUCCAAUUAUGUGCUUAUGGCCUUAUGCUAGGAAUGGGCAGUGCAGUGGAAACUCUUUGUGGACAAGCAUAUGGAGCUAACAGAUAUGAAAUGCUAGGAGUCUACCUACAAAGAUCAACAAUAGUACUUUCUUUAACAGGCAUCCCACUAGCUGUGGUAUAUUUAUUUUCCAAGAAUAUACUGCUCGCUCUUGGUGAAUCGAAACUAGUUGCAUCAGAAGCAGCAAUAUUUGUGUAUGGCUUAAUCCCCCAAAUAUUCGCUUACGCUGUCAACUUCCCAAUACAGAAGUUCCUGCAAUCUCAGAGUAUUGUAGCACCUAGUGCCUUUAUUUCACUAGGGACGUUGUUUGUGCACUUAUUGCUCAGUUGGAUUGUUGUAUACAAAAUUGGACUGGGAUUGAUAGGGGCAUCACUUGUCCUGAGUCUUUCUUGGUGGAUUAUUGUUGUGGCUCAGUUUAUAUACAUUUUGAGAAGUGAAAGGUGUAAGGCUACUUGGACAGGUUUUCGAUGGGAGGCCUUUAGUGGAUUAUGGCAAUUUGUGAAGUUAUCGGCUGCUUCAGCUGUUAUGUUGUGUUUGGAAACUUGGUAUUUUCAGAUUCUGGUGUUGCUUUCAGGGUUGCUCAAGAAUCCUGAGCUUGCAUUGGAUUCUAUCUCAGUUUGCAUGGCAGUAAAUGGGCUGAUGUUCAUGGUUGCAGUGGGGUUCAAUGCUGCUGCUAGUGUGAGAGUGAGCAAUGAGCUAGGAGCAGCACACCCAAAGUCAGCAGCAUUCUCAGUGUUUGUGGUGACAUUCAUUUCAUUUCUCAUUGCUGUGGUGGAAGCUAUAAUUGUGCUCUGUUUGCGCAAUGUUAUCAGCUACGCAUUCACCAAGGGUGAUAUUGUGGCCAAUGCAGUUUCUGAUUUGUGUCCUUUUUUAGCUGUCACCCUCAUUCUCAAUGGUGUUCAACCAGUCUUGUCUGGCGUUGCUGUUGGGUGUGGAUGGCAGGCGUUUGUUGCAUACGUGAAUGUAGGGUGUUAUUAUGGUGUUGGAAUUCCAUUGGGAUGUGUUCUUGGCUUCAAGUUUGACCUUGGUGUUAAGGGAAUAUGGACUGGGAUGAUAGGAGGGACUGUGAUGCAAACCAUCAUUCUGCUUUGGUUCACAUUCCGUACAGAUUGGAAUAAAGAGGUAGAGAAAGCUAAAAAACGUCUGGACAAAUGGGAAAAUGUAAGAGAACCUCUAAACAAGGAGUGAAGAUGAUGGAACAAUAGGACUUGGAAAAAUAAAGGGACGUGAGAUUCCAGGUAAUCCUGCAAGGACAAAGAAGUUAUCAACAGUUCACAUCAAGGGUUCGGGCAUAUCUGCCAAAAGAGAGUCGAAAUCCCUUAUGGAAUCACUUACUAUUUCUGAGUUUCAAAAAAGAAUAAAAAAAAAACUGUAAUAUUAUGUUAUUCAUUAGUAUUCUAUCUUAGUUGGUAUUCGGAAUAUUGGAUCCAAGUAGACAACCAGAUUGUUGUAUAAAAAAAUUGUGAGUUUACUUUCAAUCAAUUAAUCAUUAUCUCA